GGGACUGAAGAGACGUCGCUCCCCUCAGGCUUCGCCGGGGAGCUCUUGGGGCCGGUUCGCAGCCGGCAGCCUCGGGAACACUGCGGGCUGGCGUCGGAUGUGACUGCCUACCUGGAAUAUCUCAAGUUCUUAGAAGUUUUCAGUGUAUGCCCAAGGAAAUUGUAAUAAUUUGGGAACCUGGGAAGUCCAAGAUCAAGGUGAUGGCUGAUUUUUUUCCCCGGCCUUGGGAUGUUCAAGACACCUGGCAAUCUUAGUAAGAUUGUUACAGAAGCUUACAGAAGCCCAGUCUCAACAACUGUCCCCUCCUCCUGUGCUAUCAGUUUUGCUUGUGUUGUUCGGCAUACCUGGCAAUCUUAUUGGACUAGGUUCAAGACUGCUGGGUCAGCAGGUGGCAGUUCAUAUAAAGGAAGCACUGGGACUUGUGCUACAAGGCUACACCCUUCAAGAAUAAAAAAAAAAUUAGAGAAUGGAACCAACACGUGUAUUAUAUGAGGAAGAACAAGAGCUGGCACCACAGAAGAGCACAGAAGAAAGAAAACGGGCAGACGAAGAAGAUGGAGAGCUGAUCUUUGUUGGAGUGGAACAUGUAGAUGAUGAUGCUGAGCUGAUCUUUGUUGGGGUGACUUCAGAUUCAAAACCAGUCAUUUCAAACAUUUUGAACAGAGUCACCCCAGGUUCAUGUUCAAGGAGAAGAAAGUAUGCUUAUCCUAGAAAAGAUACUGCUCACAAAAUACGGCCUGUAAGUCAUGUCACCCCUACGUCAGAAGCAGUGACUGUCUUGCCAGUUUCUGAAUCUGAAUCAAGAUUAACAGAUAGUCCUGUUAUUAUCAUUGAGCCUUUGUCUAAACCUGAUUGUAAAAGUAAUUCACCACAUGUUGUGCCUAAUAGCUCUUCAGAGUUAUGUUCUCCUUUGAUUACAUUCACAAGUUCAUUGCAGCAUCCAGUAGGAGCAGCACUUUCUGUAGGAAGUUGUGUAUCGAAGCAACUUGCCACUUCUGAAGUAAACAGCAUAAAUCCCAAAAGGCCUAAACUCAGUAAUGGAAUCACAGGGGGACAUUCUUCAGCUUUAUCCUCUUCAGGAAUCUUUCAUACAAUUAUUUCUCAACAGACCACACCCUCAAAUGGUGUUCAUACCUCAUUAAGCCCUAUUCAGAAUGGAGCACCUUUUCCAACAGCUUAUCCAAAGGACAUUGUUCAUUUCAAGACUAUAAAUCCUGUUAGGGAAAAUAGACAGACAAAACCAGACUUUUCAAGUCUAGUAAGUCAAAACAAGACUGUUGAUCCCAAGAAAGGAAAUCUGAUCAUGUUACUUCAUGACUUUUACUAUGGACAGCAUAAAGGAAAUGGGCAGCCAGAAAAAAAGACCCACACAGCCUUUAAAUGCUUCAGCUGCUCGAAAGUUCUAAAAAAUGUCAAGUUUAUGAAUCACAUGAAGCAUCAUUUGGAACUUGAGAAGCAGAGGGGUGACAACUGGGAAGUCCACACCACCUGCCAGCACUGCCACCGGCAGUUUCCCAGUCCCUUUCAGCUGCAGUGUCACAUUGGAAGUGUGCACACUGCCCAGGAGCCCUCUGCUGUCUGUCGAAUUUGUGAAUUGUCAUUUGAAACAGAUCAGUUUCUCUUACAGCACAUGAAGGACAAUCACAAGCCUGGCGAAAUGCCCUAUGUGUGCCAGGUUUGCAGUUACAGAUCUUCGGUCUUUGCUGAUGUGGAAACACAUUUCAGAACAUGCCAUGAAAACACUAAGAAUUUGCUUUGUCCAUUUUGUCUCAAAAUUUUCAAAACAGCAACACCCUACAUGUGUCAUUAUAGAGGACACUGGGAAAAGAGUUUUCAUCAAUGUUCCAAAUGCCGACUACAGUUUUUAACUUUCAAGGAGAAAAUGGAGCACAAGACCCGGUGUCAUCAAAUGUUUAAGAAGCCUAAGCAACUAGAAGGGUUGCCUCCUGAAACUAAAGUUGUUAUUCAAGUAUCACUGGAACCUCGUCAACCGGGGUCAGUGGAAGUAGCAUCCAUUACUGUGAGCACAUCUGAUUGUGAAUCAUCACCCCUCAGGGCCUAA
Molecule: messenger RNA, 2062 nt
Organism: Phyllostomus hastatus (greater spear-nosed bat)
Lineage: Eukaryota; Metazoa; Chordata; Mammalia; Chiroptera; Phyllostomidae
Product: zinc finger protein 280B-like
Exons: 5
Coding region: 467-2062 (531 amino acids)
Biological process (GO): regulation of DNA-templated transcription
Molecular function (GO): DNA-binding transcription factor activity, RNA polymerase II-specific; RNA polymerase II cis-regulatory region sequence-specific DNA binding
Source: RefSeq, a predicted model, not a curated record